Molecule: messenger RNA, 4576 nt
Organism: Lagopus leucura (white-tailed ptarmigan)
Lineage: Eukaryota; Metazoa; Chordata; Aves; Galliformes; Phasianidae
Gene: AMN1
Product: antagonist of mitotic exit network 1 homolog
Exons: 7
Coding region: 1789-2436 (215 amino acids)
Biological process (GO): SCF-dependent proteasomal ubiquitin-dependent protein catabolic process
Cellular component (GO): SCF ubiquitin ligase complex
Molecular function (GO): protein binding
Source: RefSeq, a predicted model, not a curated record
UCUUUUGAUUAUAUUGCAAUUAUAACAUCUUGGUUAUACAGAUAUUAAUGCUAUUUUAUUAGUAACACUGCAGCAAUCUUCUCCAUUGUACCAGUAGGAUUACUACUUGACACUCGCAAUUACAUUUUAAAACCCUCAGAUGUGUAUUAUUUUAGUGUACUGCGUUGUAUCUCACUCUAAUCAGGUGAUGGCCAUCCGUGCUUUAAGCUUGUUACUUAGGCCCUUGGGUCCGGUGUUGAACUAGCAGAACUUGCAGCAGAAACUGAAAGUUGAAACAAAUCUGUGUAUGUGCAGCACUCCUUUAAUAAGGGCAUUGUUUGUAAGAUCUUCAAACUUAACGUGCAUUUAUACAGGUGUUUCUGCUGCUGCUUACUGCUUUUGCCCUUUUUGCCCUUUGCUCCCACCCCAAAAGAGCAUUGGAGCACUCUGGAGUUCACUCCUCUUUAGCAUGAGAGCAUCAUAUAAAAAAUAUUUAGAAACUUUUUUUUUUUUUUUCAAGUUACAUUUUACAUCCUGUAUCAGUUUCUGUUUUCUGAAGUUUACUAUUCCCAAGGUGAGAAAUGACCAACUUAGACAGCUGAUGCACUUUAAAGGCUGGCACAUUAAGGUAAGCCUGUGGUUGGUUUACAUACUAUGUUUGGUUGCAGGCUGACUGCAUAGGAGUUCUAGGGCCUGCCAAGGAGGCAUUUAGCAGGGAGGUGGAGGCAGUUGGGGCAGGUAACAGCUGUAGUUGCGCCGAGGCUCUCAGAGCUCUGGCAGGUGUUUUAAGAUCAUUUGUUCAUGCCCAGACAUGCUCAGAACCAAGCCAGUUUCUACAGUCAAAAAUGAGGCUCUUAGAGCAACAAAAGCCAAAUAGCACGUUUUAAGGUGUUUUAAUUAAGAUUGUCACCACACUGUAAAGAACUGUUCUGCUCGUGCAGUUAGGAAUUGCUUAGAUUUGAUCAUUCCCUGAGUUGUUCAUAGACAGCAUUAACAGAUGGCCAGCCCAUUGCAGGUCAGCACUUCCCCCAGACUGUCAGUGUGUUUGAAAGCUGAGACCUUAAGGAAGGUAUCAGAACGUUUGCAGAUGGCUGCAUCUGCAUGUAGAAAAACGGAGUGCUGAAAGAGCUUCAGUUUCAAAACAGAGCUCCCUUGUGUGGUCUUGCUGUGAAUAUAAGUUACCUAAUCUUAAAGAAUGUAGGAAGAUGUAUCUAAUUUAGUUGCUUGUCUGUUUUAGCUUCCUUUCUUCUGGUUCUUUUCUUCUGAUGUGCCCAAGCUCUAACAUCUGUUCUGCUUUUCUUUUACAUGUGAUGUAACUUGAUGUAAGCUGGAUUGCUUGUAAAAUAAUUAGUUAUCAAGAUCUAUGAAGAUAGGGAAUCUAGUUCAGGUAGCUAUGGUCAGCAGAUGAUAGAACUUUCAGUUUAGGGCACUCCACUGAUUACAUAUGCUCAUAUUAAGUAACAGGGCGUGGUGGGGAGAUAUCCUUCCCUAGUUUUGGUUUUGCUCUACUGUAAUGCUUUUUAAAGUCCUGUAAUUUCCUGGAAGACAAAGUGUUACCUUUUGUCUCUGGAUAUGGGUUGGAUUCAUGCUAACUAAUUGCCUUGUUUUACCGAGGGACUUAAUUUUUCAUCAUAAUCUUUCCCUGCAGAGACAAAGAAAGUUUCUUCUUUAGGGACUAGCUGUCUCUACGUGUGCCAGUGAGUGCUGAUGAUCUGAAGGUGCGUUAAGUAUUUGAUAAAGAACUUUUCCAGAUACACUGGAGAUAUCAAGACAUUGCCACCCAACGUUAAGGAUAAACUAAUUAAAUUAAUGAGUAGACAAGGGCAAAUAACAGAUUCAAACAUCAGUGAGGUAUUGCACCCUGCUGUAGAGUCGUUAGACCUCCAAGCAUGUGAUGUUUCAGAUAAUGCAUUAUUGCAGCUUUAUAACUGCAAGCAAUUGAAAAAAAUCAACUUGAACUCCUUCAAAGAAGACAGAUUGGGAAUCACUUCAGAAGGUGUCACUGCCUUGGCCUUAUCCUGCCCUUAUUUGUGUGAAGCAUCUUUUACAAGGUGCUGCAAUAUAAGUGACAGUGGAGUUCUUGCUCUUGCGCUCAAUUGCCAGUUCUUACAAAUACUGAACCUGGGCAGCUGCUCAGGCAUCAUGGAUGCAUCUCUGCAGGCGCUAGGAGAAAACUGUAAAUUUCUUCACAGUGUGGACAUUUCAUCUACUCAGGUAACAGAUGAUGGUGUUAUAGCACUAGUGAACGGAAUGUGUUCAAAGAAUUUAAAGGAAAUCCAUAUGGAAUGCUGUGUUAAUCUGACAGAUGUUGCUGUGGAAGCAGUGCUCACUUGUUGUCCAAAGAUACGCACUUUUCUGUUCCAUGGAUGCCCGUUGAUAACAGGCCGUUCACAAGAUGUUUUAAGGCAGCUCAUGAUCUCAAACAAAAUCAAGCAAGUGACGUGGACCGUUUACUGACUGUUUUUUGCCUGCUUAUGUAUGAGUGUAAAGUUUACAGUUAGGAGAGCUGUUUCAGGAAACAAGCACCUCUAAUAAACAGCUGGUGACUUCUGUACCUGCAGAUUGCUUCUCUGCUUCUUCCCACCAGAGGUCUCCAUUGCCAUUCCGGUCUUUGAGUGCGAGUCUGAGCUUUCCUAGCGACUGCUUAAGAGCCCUGUCUGUCUUUGCAGCACUGAUCAUGAUUCGUUAAAAGGAAAGUUAAAUUACAGUCAGCGUUACACUGUCAUCUCUCAGCCUCCUUGAGCAAUCAGAUUUGGCUGUUAUUAAGCAUGUUGUAGCAUCUGAGCUACCUACACAGACCUGGUCUUACUAAGUCCCUGCUCUGAGUUUUUAUGCUGAGAGGAUAAUUAUAGCUUGUUUGUCUGGAGGAAAAAACUGUACGUACCUUUCUUUUGAUGUUAUUGAUGUUACAGGUUUCUGUCUUUAUUUACCAUUGGUAUUUACAGAACUCUUACACAUCUAAAACUACGGUCUGAAACAUGCAAACACAGAAGAUCUUUGGAAUUAUUGUAGUGUUUAACAAAUCUCAGAAUAGUGCUGAUGGCUGAUAAAAUAAUCUUAUAUGAUACUCAUUUGCUCUGGCUUUCUCCUAUUGCGAAAUCAUUGGAGGGAACAAAGCAUUGGUCUCUGUAAGCAUGGCUAGGAGUGAAGUAAGACCACGUUUAGCAUUGGAGUACAUGAAUCUUGAGACAGAAGAGUUCAGCGAAGUUUGUGUUCUGGUUUAUACAGUUUAUCACAUCUCCAGUGGCCUCUAGAAGAUGAAAAUGUCUGUUUAUGUAUUGUUUGACUGUAGUCAUUUAAAAAAAAUUGUAAGCAUAGAAUUGAUUGUGACAGAACUGUGUUUUCAUCAUAAUUACAAGUCAUGCUCACUGGCUUUGUUGAAGCAGUAGAGCUUACAGUGAGACCUAUAUGAUUUCUGCAUUAAACUUCUAAAAAUGUAACUUCAGCAGUGCAGAGAGCAGACAGCACACUGUGUUGAUAUUCCACGUUUGGAAAUAGCAGGAUUUAGCUGGGCAGGUCUUACUCAGAUCUGAUGACUUUCAAAAAUGACUGAGUUUAGACAACAGUAAAGAGUGUUUAUUUUAGAAUUUAGUGCUUGUUUUAGCUCAUGCUGAUUUUAAAUGUUGCAGAAAUAAAAGUGUCUUCUACUAACCUAUUUAAAGUACAGUACAAAAGGCAUGGAAGAUAAUGCAUCCAGUAUUGUUAAAGGAUAUUACAGUAUCUGACAAGGAUCUCUGCUUCUCUCUUGAUUAUAUGGCUAAUGGAAGAGCAAGUCCAUUUAGAAAACUUGUUCAUGUGUAACUGAAAGCAUAAUUCCAAAACUCGGGAACAUAAAUCUCUAACUCUUCUUGCAUGAAGUAAUUGAUCUGUUGUGUCUGAUUUCAGGAAGGGUGCCACAAAAAGAGGUGGCAUCAUUAGCUACCAGAAGUGAGAAGAGGCUCCAGGAGCCUCCUGCCCAAAUCAAGGCCAGCUCUGAGGCCAGCCUCUGAACUCAGGGCUUUCUCUGACUAAAUCUCUCAAGUGCUACAGUCAAAAAGAAAAUUAUAAAUGGAAAUAUAUAAAGCAGCUUAAGGUGGAAGACCACUGAGGCCUGUAACGGCAAAGGACACUUACAGUGCUAGCCCUUUGCUAAUGUAACUCUGGAUUUGUCACAUUAAAGGCAAAUGCAGCUUACACUGUCCUUAAAUGUGCAUGCAGAUUCAAUGUUCUGCAGUCUUUUCUGAAUGUGUAACUUAGUGCUGUACCUCACUUUGUGCUUUAAAAAAAAAAAAACAGUACAUCAGUGUGAUGAGUAAUACUGCAUUCUUAGGCUUGAAAUUUUGAGUCUCAGUCAGUCCUUCACUUCCAGAGCUCAAGACUGCUGUUUGAGAGGUUUGUUACUAGCAUCCUUCUACUGGAAUCAUUUUUGAUUCAGGUUGAGACACAGUCAUUUUUAAUAGAUGUUUAAGAGUGGAGGAGUGAAGCUGGAGAUGAAAUUUGUGUAUGUGCUUACCAGUUCAUAUUUGAUAUUGUGCUUUUGUGUUACUGUUGUAGAUUCUUGAGUGAGCACUGUCAAAUAUUUGUAUAUUGCUUUGAAUAUUAAAGCCAGUAAGUCUUC